Messenger RNA from Lathyrus sativus (Indian pea), 591 nucleotides. The record is from the annotation of a GenBank genome assembly. Lineage: Eukaryota; Viridiplantae; Streptophyta; Magnoliopsida; Fabales; Fabaceae.
AUGUCACAGGGUCAUAGAAAAUUAGAUUAUGAAAUUAUUAGCCACAACAUCAGGGAACAUGUUAACAGCGACGCUUCACUAAAAGUCAAAGUGAUACAAACCCAUAUUGUUGAAAAAUACGGUUAUAAAAUCUCAUAUCGGAAAUCUUGGAUUGCAAAGAUUAAAGUCGUAGAAUUACUUUCUGGGAAUUGGGAGACGUCGUACAAUGACUUACCACAAUGGUUGUUGGUGAUGAAGACACAUCUUCCUGGAACUGUUAUACAGUUGGAAACAUUGCCAAUUAUUACAGACGAAGGAUCCCAAUUGGGCGACAAACGGAAAUUUCACCGACUUUUUUGGGCAUUUGAACCGUGUAUCUGUGGUUUUACUUACUGUAAACCUAUUGUGCAAAUUGACGGAACCUGGUUGUACGAAAAUUACAAAGGGACUUUGUUGAUGGCUGUGGCACACGAUAGAAAUGGUAACAUUUUCCCGAUAGCAUUCACAUUGGUAGAAGGUGAGACAAAGGAUGACACAUUACUCAAAACUUCAUGCGUGAGUUCAGAGACAAAGAACUACGGAAAACAGUUGUCAACAUGGAAUAUGCACUAA